AUGAGAGGAAAAAGAGCGAAGCAAUAUAAAAAGCUCAUGCAGCAAUAUGGCAUGAGCUUUGGUUUCCGUGAAGCAUAUCAAGUACUUCUUGACGCAGAGAUUAUUAAGGAUGCUGAUAGAUUCAAGAUGGACUUGGUCGGUGGUUUAGAGCGAACACUUCAUGGUCAAGUUAAGCCUAUGAUUACACAAUGCUCAAUGCGCCAUUUAUAUGCUGCUUCAUCAGAACCAGGAGUUUCCUAUCUCAUCGACAAAGCAAAAACCUACGAGCGACGCCGUUGUGGUCAUCUCCCAGAAGAUUAUCCCGAACCUCUCUCUGCCCGUGAUUGUAUCAAAGCAGUCGUUGACGGCAAAAACAAUGGAACCAAUAAACACAGAUAUGUGGUAGCAAGUCAAGAUAUAGAAGUGAGAAAGGCGAUGAGGGCAAUUCAGGGCGUACCUUUGGUUUACAUCAACAGGAGUGUUAUGAUUAUGGAACCUAUGGCAGAAACAUCUACAGAGACGAGAGAUAGAGAAGAAAGGUCGAAAUUUAGACAAGGCAUUAAGUCAGGAAGAGCUUCAGGAAGUCUCAAGAGGAAGAGAAAUGAAGGCGAUGAGGACGAUGACGAAGAAUCAGCAAAGAAAGAUAUGGGUGUAUCGGAAGGUGUUGCGAAAAAGAAGAAGAAUGCACCAGGACCAAAAGGACCCAAUCCAUUAGCAAUGAAGAAGAAAAAGAAGGUCGAGGGAGAGAGUACGAAGCCUAAUGCGUCAACCAAAGUGGCUGAUGCAAAUGAUACGGGAGCGGAUGGUUCAGAACCUGUCAAACGCAAACGAAAACGUCUACACUCGAAGAAAAAGGCAGAGGAUGGAGCUGAUGGGGAAACGACCAUUUCAAGUGAGAAAAUGGAUGAAACAGCUUAA
This is a messenger RNA of Botrytis sinoallii, 897 nucleotides long. RefSeq lists its product as uncharacterized. The coding region runs from base 1 to 897 and encodes 298 amino acids. The transcript is spliced from 3 exons. Gene Ontology annotation, molecular function: small ribosomal subunit rRNA binding. NCBI's taxonomy places the organism in Eukaryota, Fungi, Ascomycota, Leotiomycetes, Helotiales, Sclerotiniaceae. The record is from RefSeq and is a predicted model, not a curated record. Gene Ontology annotation, cellular component: nucleolus; small-subunit processome.